Molecule: messenger RNA, 2383 nt
Organism: Dermacentor albipictus
Lineage: Eukaryota; Metazoa; Arthropoda; Arachnida; Ixodida; Ixodidae
Source: RefSeq, a predicted model, not a curated record
ACUUUGUACAGCAAUACACUAAUUUGCUAUGGCGAUCAGUGCUUCGCCUUUCGAGCGAAACGGCGAUUUUUUUUUACAGAAGACGACGACGUCGAAGAGCGGCGAGCACGAGCACACGCGGCGCAAACAAAUGAAACAAAGAAAAAAAUUUACCAAUCUGCAAAUCCCACGCAGCUCCAAAGAACCAAUCAAAACGCGGAGCUCCGAAGAUCACCAAUCCUGGAACGACACAUCGUGGACCAGAAGAGAGAAUAAAGCCAAAGCGCGUCGUCAGCAGCAUCAGAUCGCAGACCGCAAGAGAAUAAACCCCCUCCACCCUUUCAGUGGAAGACAUGGCUGCCGUAGCCGUUGUAUCGAGCUUCUUGAGUGCGGUGGCGACUUUCUACAACAGAAGGAGCAUUGAAGAAACAUUGCUCUCCUGGCUGCGUAGCCCAUCAGUAGAGGUGUGGCUCGGUCAAACAGCGACUGAAGUGAUCGCUGCCCUAAUCAAGAAAGGACAUGCAGCGGCGAAUCAAAAGGAGGUGGUGAGCGCGCUGACUUGGAGUGAUGCAGUGCUGCUCAUGUUAUCGGGCUUCGUGCUCGGUUUCUGCUGUGGGUGGUACUUCAGAGGCCCCCGGACGGCGACCCCAACCCCAGCCCAGCCCCUCCAACAACUUGUUGUACAAAACAUCAUACAAGUCGACAGACUUCAACAGGCUAUAAUAAGGGGCCGAAGGAGUUCCAGCCAACCACCGCGCCAGAGAAAGAAAGGCCGAAGAAGCGGCAGAAGACGACGACGUCGAAGAGCGGCAGGCACGAGGACUCGUGGCGCAAACAAAUGAAACAAAGAAAAAAUUGACCAAUCUGCAAAUCCCACGCAGCUUCAAAGAACCAAUCAAAACGCGGAGCUCCGAAGACCACCAAUCCUGGAACGACACACCGUGGAGCAGAAGAGAGAAUAAAGCCGAAGCGCGUCGUCAGCAGCAUCAGAUCGCCGACCUGUCCUGUCCUGUCCUCCACCCUCUCGUACGUCUGCCGUCUGUCUCCCAGCCCCAGUCUGUAGAGUCGAAGACAUGGCAGCACUCAUCCUAGCUUCGAGCCUUUUCAGCGCGGUCACCACCUUCUACAAUAGGAACACCAUAGAGGAGACGCUGCUGUCCUGGCUGCGUAGCCCAUCAGUAGAGGUGUGGCUCGGUGAAACAGCGACUGAAGUGAUCGCUGCCCUAAUCAAGAAAGGACAUGCAGCGGCGAAUCAAAAGGAGGUGGUGAGCGCGCUGACCUGGAGUGAUGCAGUGCUGCUCAUGUUAUCGGGCUUCGUGCUCGGUUUCUGCUGUGGCUGGUACUUCAGAGGCCCCCGGACGGCGACCCCAAUCACAGCCCAGCCCCUACAACAACUUGUUGUUCAAAACAUCAUACAAGUUGACAGACUUCAACAGGCCAUAAUAAGGGGCCGAAGGAGGAGCGCCAGCCAGCCAGCGUGCCACAGAAGGAGACAAACUACCUGGAGACUAACCUGGCUGUGGUUCUGGCGUCAAGCCUUUUCAGCGCCAUCACGACGUUUUACAACAGAAGGGCCAUCGAGAAUGCGUCGUUCUCGUGGAAGACGACGACGUCGAAGAGCGGCAGGCACGAGGACUCGUGGCGCAAACAAAUGAAACAAAGAAAAAAUUGACCAAUCUGCAAAUCCCACGCAGCUUCAAAGAACCAAUCAAAACGCGGAGCUCCGAAGACCACCAAUCCUGGAACGACACACCGUGGAGCAGAAGAGAGAAUAAAGCCGAAGCGCGUCGUCAGCAGCAUCAGAUCGCCGACCUGUCCUGUCCUGUCCUCCACCCUCUCGUACGUCUGCCGUCUGUCUCCCAGCCCCAGUCUGUAGAGUCGAAGACAUGGCAGCACUCAUCCUAGCUUCGAGCCUUUUCAGCGCGGUCACCACCUUCUACAAUAGGAACACCAUAGAGGAGACGCUGCUGUCCUGGCUGCGUAGCUCCUCACUAGAAGUGUGGCUCGGUCACCCAACAACUGAACUGAUCGCCGCCAUAAUCAAGAAAGGACAUUCAGCGGCGAAUCAAAAGGAGGGGCUGAUAGCGCUGACCUGGAUAAAUUCACUCCUGCUCGUGUUAACGGGCUUUUUCCUCGGCUGGUUUUGUGGAUGGCACUGCAGAGGCUCCCAGACGGCGACAACCACCGCCGAGCCCCUGCAGCAACUUGUGGUUCGAAAUAUCAUCCAGGUUGACAGGCUCCAACAAGCCACCAUAAGGGUACGUAGCAGGAGCGCCGGGGAGCCAGCGCGCCACAGGAGGAGACGCCGUAGGCGCAGCCACUCAAGUGCCUGAAAACACAGACUUGCGGCGUUUUUUUUUCUUUUCUUGCUCUUUAUUAAAAAAAUUCAGUGCUUCAUGUGCAA